Adineta ricciae is the source of this 2364-nucleotide messenger RNA. Lineage: Eukaryota; Metazoa; Rotifera; Eurotatoria; Adinetida; Adinetidae. The record is from the annotation of a GenBank genome assembly.
AUGUCUACUGGUGCUUCAUCAUCAAAUAUUAUUAUCCGAUUACAAAAUUUACCUAAUGAGGCACGUGCUAUUGAUAUUCGCCGAUUCUUUAUCGGUUUGAACAUUCCUGACGGUGGUGUGCAUGUCGUCGGCGGUGAAAAAGGUGAUGCUUUCAUUAAUUUUAUCUCGGACGAUGAUGCUCGACAGGCAAUGACGAAAACAGGAAGUAUUUGUGGAAAUCCGAUCAAGUUAUUUUUAAGUAGCCAAUCUGAAAUGCAAAAAGUUAUUGCACAAGCUCGUGCAGCUCCAUCAAUUAAGGCAAGUACUAUUGCUGUAGAACCAGCUUUUGUCGAACAAACUGAUCAAGCAACUUCAAAUCUAUCAAAAAUACCGUCAGCCAACGCUCUUUCAUCGAUCCUUGCCGAAUUUCAAGCAAAGACAGCUCAACAGCAAUUACCAGUGCAACAGCCAACACCAGCACUCGAUCCGACAAAUCUUUUGUUAUUAGCUGCAGCACAGAAUGGAACAAAUCCAUUGGCUUUUCAACAUUUACUAGCAGCGUUAGGCCAAAAAGAUCAGCAAACACAGCCACAACAAGCACAAUUCCCGUUUCAAUUGCCAAUGGUUCCGAAUCCUCUCGCACAAUUUGGACAACAACCAAAUGGAUGGAUGAAUCCACAAUACCCAAAUGCUUUUCAACACCAACAACAACAACAGCAACAGCAACAACGAGCUGCUCUUCUCUUUCAACAAAGUCCAAAUUUAUUUAGCAAUCAUAACCAAGAUACUCAAAAUUCCUAUCCCAUUGCUGAGGACUGUUAUGUUCGUGUUCAAAAUAUUCCUGUUGGAUAUUCAUAUUAUCACAUAAAACAAUUGUUUUCCAAAUAUAAACUAAAUCUCUCGGAUAUCAAAAUUCUCAAUGAUCAAAAUGGUCAACGUACAGGCGAAAUUGUUCUGCGUUUACACACGAAUAAAGAUCUUGCAGACCUUCUGGCACAAGAUGGUCGGAUGCAAUGUUUCAAUUCACUAUUAGAUAUAAAGAAGAUCGAUGAAUUCACAUUUGCAUCAGCUGUUGAUUCGUUUGUUCCAGCGCUUGCAAAGAAAGCACCUGCUACGGCAGUGAAAAAUUGCAUUCGCGUGACAGGUUUACCGAAAUCCUACGAACGAAAAGAUGUCAAACGAUUCUUUGCCGGUUGUAAUGUGACUAAUCGUCCCGGUGGAAUAUUUAUCGAAGCAGAUACAACGAAUGGGCCAACAUUCGUGGAAUUCGAAACCGAACUUGACGCAGAAAAGGCUUUCUUCUACAAUGGAGAACAAAUGGGUUCAGCAAUAAUUGAAAUGUAUCGGAUGACAAAACCCGAUAUGGAAAAUGAAAUAAAUUCAUUAAAACGUGGACCGGAUCGUCCCGCUCGUCGGCCACCUCUGCUGCAUCCGGAGCCGACUCUCAGCAACAAUCGUAACGGCAACUCUGGUCAUUUAUUGCCGACACCAACUACGUAUCGUCGCACAUCGGACUCAUCCUAUUCAACAGGGAUGAAUAAUAAUUCAGAUCAACCAAUUGUUUGUCUUCGGUUAAGAAAUAUUCCUUAUUCAACUACCGAAAAACAAAUCUAUGAUUUCUUUGCUGGUAUACCUGUUCAAAUCGAUGGUUGUAAAUUAGUAUUUGAUCGAUUCAAUCGCGGUGCUGGUGAAGCUUUCGUUCAUUUUCCCGAUCCUCAAUCAUGUCAGCAUGCAUUUCAAACGAAAAAUCGACAGAUGUUCCAUGGACGAACGUUAGAUUUACGACCCAUGUCAUUGAGUGAAUUUCAAAAUGCGCCCACUACACCAAUACUAACAGCUAAUGAUUUAGCAUCGGCUGCAACAAUGAAUCAACAUUUUCCACAAACAAAUGUCAAACGUUACCCACAAUUUUACGAAAGAGAUGACGAUCGACGAAAUGAGAAAAGACCAAGAUGGGAAGGUGGACACAACAAUAAAGGUGGAUAUGGCUAUACUCGCAAUUCGCCACGAAUACCAAAAGAUGAUCAAGGACAGGAUAUGAAACCAGGUGAUGAUAAGAAGGUGCUCAAUGAUCGGCGUUCUUCAACGCCACCAGUUGCAUCUGCAACUAAUUUACCACCAUUACCAAGUGAACUAAAUGAAUAUGUUGGUCGCAUUCUGGUCCUAUCAAACGUUGCCUAUCGUGCAACACGUGAAGCAAUCCUAGAUUUUCUUCAACCCUAUUCUCCUAUUCCAGAAACAUUGAAAAUUCGCUGUGAUGGUAGUGGUAAACCAACAGGCUUUGGUGUUGUUGCUUGUGGAACCUCUGAUGAUGCUAAUCGUGCUGUUAGGGAAUUAAAUAAUGAAGAAUUCAUGUCGCGCAAAAUCUAUCUUCAACAAAGAUAA